AUGUCCGGAAGACAAGGUGGAAAACUUAAGCCUCUUAAGAAGCCAAAGAAGCAAAACUCAGAUUUAGAUGAUGAAGACCUUGCUUUUAAGAAGAAGCAACAAGAAGAAGCCAAGAGAUUGAAGGAAUUGCAACAAAAGGCUGCAGGAAAGGGCCCUUUAUUGAGUGGCGGUAUUAAGAAGUCUGGAAAGAAAUAA
This is a messenger RNA of Rhizopus microsporus ATCC 52813, 195 nucleotides long. Its product is annotated as translation machinery associated TMA7. The coding region runs from base 1 to 195 and encodes 64 amino acids. The record is from RefSeq and is a predicted model, not a curated record. The transcript is spliced from 4 exons. Lineage: Eukaryota; Fungi; Mucoromycota; Mucoromycetes; Mucorales; Rhizopodaceae.